Molecule: messenger RNA, 1299 nt
Organism: Rotaria sordida
Lineage: Eukaryota; Metazoa; Rotifera; Eurotatoria; Philodinida; Philodinidae
Source: the annotation of a GenBank genome assembly
AUGAGUCGAUCUAAUGUUCAUCUUCUGGAUCUGCCUAAUGAAAUAUUACUGAUCAUUUUGAGAAGAUUAAAUAAUAUUGAUGUUCUUUAUUCAUUAUUGGAUAUUAAUAAUGAACGACUUGGCAUUCUUGCACAAGAAAAGACCUUCACUAAUAUUCUCAAUUUCGUAUAUAUUGAUAAUAUUUCUGUAAUUGAUCGAUUCUGCAUCGAUAUAUUACCAAAAAUUCAUCAUAAUGUCAAAUAUUUUAUUCUUGAACCAAUUUUCAUGGAACGUAUUCUUCUUGCCACUGUCUAUCCAAAUUUAACUGAACUUAAACUCUUCAAUUUCGAACAACAAAUCGCUUUGAAUUUUUUUACAAAUGAAUCAUCACUUCGAUCUGUUUUCCAACAAAUUACAAAUCUUAUUCUUAUUAAUAAUGAUAAGAGCGAAAGUAUAAGUUCAUUGAAAGAUUAUACAAGAAAUGACAAGUUACCUAAUAUGAAAUGUUUUUCAUUAAAAUCUUUCUUUCGAUUUCGACAACUUGAUCAAAUACUAUCUCUUCUUCGUCGUAUGUCUUAUCUGGAAAAUUUAACUUUAUAUCUUCUUAUAGAAGGUCGAAAUAGAAUCGUCGAUGGUACUUGUGUUCAAAAUGAUAUUCUUGUUUAUAUGCCACAACUUCAUUCAUUCACUUUCUAUAUUAGUACUUAUAUUGAUACUCGUGAUUUAUCUCGUAAAGAUAUCCAACAAACAUUGAUAAAUAUCGGACGGCAAAAUGCGACUAGUAUCGUCAAUUAUAUUAGUGUAUACACAGUUGUAUGUUCAAUUGUGUCACUGCCUUUUACAUUUGAUUAUCUUGUAAGUCUUGGCAAUAUAUUUCCAAAUAUUGUAUUCAGUUAUGUUACAUAUUUACAAGUGCAAGAUUUUGAUGCAUUCAGACAUGAAUUCUUCGUUCGAAUCGCUCGAUCGUUUCCAUUACUGAAGUAUUUACGUAUAUUCAAUAUCGAAUCACAGCUAUUAGCUGAUCUUCUUACAUUUUCAUCUGACCAUAGUCAAUCAUAUUCAAUGGUUGAAUAUCCGCAUCUUACGUCACUUGAUGUGGCCUAUAGUCACAAAGAUUAUCUUGAACAAUUUCUAAAUGAAACAAAGGCAUACGUACCUUGUCUAACUGAAUUGACAGUGUGUCAUCGUCAUUUAAAAAUUGUGACAGAGAACUUUACAAGAGAAGCAACAAGACGCAAUUGUACUCAGGUGAAACAAUUAAUUAUUAUUCAACCAUUGGAUCAUUCGGAAGAUCACUCUCAUUAUUUUCCUUCGUUAUAA